AUGCCCGAUCCAAACAACAAACUAAGCCAAUGCGACAUGUCAGUCUCAGAAAAAAACAAACGUCAGUGGAGUGAAGAUGAAGGUAACUUGUCAACUCAAAUCACUCACAACAUAUGGGAUAAACAACCUGGUUGCUUGGACACACCUAAUUUUCGGAAACUAGAAGCUUCAAAUGUUGUUUCGGAUACUAAAGUCGAUUUCCCAACCGGUAAAUCUAAUCCCGAGUUCACAGAAAAACUGUCUAAUUCGAACACAAUUAGCGACAAUCGGAUAGAUAAUAUUCCUGCUCUUACUCCUAUGGCUUUUGGUUCUGGACAAGACGCUCAUUUGUCAAAACAAGAAGAAAAUCGUCGGCAGUGGAAGGCUGCAUUAGAUGAACAACUGAAAGAGCAACAACUUAUGCGAGGCAAAAAUCUUCAGGAACUGCAAAAGGAGUGCGAAUUCAAUAAAAUUCAGUCAGGAUCUUCUUCAAAUAACUGCGGACAUUGUGACAACUCGAAUGAAUUUCAUGGAUUAAGUAUAUCGAACAAUCCAUCUAACAGCGCAUUGGCAUCACAUCCUUCGGCUAGUCAUUUUAUGUCGUCAGGUUUCUUUUUACCUGAUUCAGCUGUUACCAACGAUUUCCAUGCAUCAUCUAGAAAAAUGGAUACUACUAACCAACCCUGGAAGGUUGGUUUUAAUCGUAUUCGAGGUUUUACUCAACAACUGUAUAUAGAUUCCUUGGAAUCCGCUGAACGUGCGCGACUUGCUCACGAAACUAGAUUGAUAAAUUUGAAACAAAUCGAAGAAAAACGUCGUCUAAAAGAAGAAGAGAAAGCAAGACUCCUUAUGGAAGAGAAAAUGGAAGAAGAGCGUAUCUCACGUGAACGUCUUCGAUUACAACAAAUGGCCGAGGUUGAAAAUGCUCGAAAAAUAGCGAAAGAUGUGGAAGAAUUUCAACGUACACAAUACUUAUAUGAAUCACUUGUUCGCGCUCAAGAAGAAGCGAAGCUGACUAAAAUUCAAAAACAUCCAUGUUACUCAGAAUUAAAACGAAACAGGGAUUCAUUAAGUCAAAAAGCCGUCAUACAGUCUGAAUUACUUGUCCCAUAUUUGUCUAUUGCAUCUGAGGUUGAAAAACAGAGUCAAAAUAAUCCUUUGUAUCCUUUCCUAUCUUCAUCCGGUUGUAAUGCGCUAGAUUCUGUUGCAUAUCCUAAGAAUUCAUUGGCUGUUCAAACUUCGUUUCCCGAAAAUAUCGGCAUUCAAACAGAAAACUUCGAAUGGACUAAUUCGAAAGACAAACAAGUUUCGAAUAAUCCAGAUUUGAAAAAUCAAAAUAAUGGCACUCCUGCUCACAAACUAAAACCCAGUGACAACAAAUCAGUAAAGAAUAAUCUGAGUAAAAUGUCUGUAUCUGUGUCAAAUCAACAAAAACAACAGUCUCGACCAAAUCGAUUAACCUCAAAUUAUAAACCUACAAAUAAUAAUAAUAAUUUAGUUAAUAAUAAAACAAAAGUAUCACAACUACUAAAAGGUAAACGAACUUCUAAAUCUCAAUCAUUUAAUUCUGAUUCAUAUAAUAAUAAUAAUAAUGAUAAUGACUUUUCUAAAUCAGCCAAUGAACAAUCAAAAUUAUCAAGCAGUAAUAGCGCACAAACAAUUAAUUCAUUUACCGGUACGAAUAAGUUCGAAAGUAGAUCUGUCCAAGAUGGAAGUAGUAUGAAAUCACGUAUUCCCAUACCGAUAUCUACAGCCUACAGUAUAUCGUCAACUUCAAUGCCAAAACAUCAAGUUUCAACUAUCAACACUGAGUCUCCAAAUAAUACUACAUUUCUUAAUCAUGAAAAUCCUUAUGGGCCUGCGGAUCUUAUUCGUACGUAUGAUGUAUUGAUUCCGAAUGAUGCAAAUAUAUUAUUGCCUGUCAGUCAUGAACCUGGUGUUGUUGAGAAUACUAGAAAAUCAGAAGGCAAAGAUUCGCUUCGAAAUUCGAAUACAAAAUAUGAGCGUUCAAUUACCCGACAAGAUACUAUUUUACAACAGUUAUCAGAAAUUCGUAAGGGUUUACAAUUACGUCAAAUGUUGUGUGAAUCAAGCACUUAUGAAGAUGAUAUUAAUUAUUAA
Schistosoma intercalatum is the source of this 2100-nucleotide messenger RNA. The record is from the annotation of a GenBank genome assembly. NCBI's taxonomy places the organism in Eukaryota, Metazoa, Platyhelminthes, Trematoda, Strigeidida, Schistosomatidae.